UUAAUUUACAAAUAAAUAUUUAGUUAAUUUGCAGUGCUUAAACUAUGAAGUUGAAUUUUUUUGCAAUAAUUUUAAGUUCGAUAAAUAUCGCCUAUAGUCAAAAUAACUAUGAAUUUGAAUUCAUAAACGAAGGAAUUUUUUCACCCUGCGAAAAUUAUCCAAAUAAUUAUCUUGAUCAACUCUUUGAUGUUACUAAUUUAGAUAUCGCACAAACUGAGGACGGAAGUUUGAUCCUUAAUGGUUAUAUCACUUUAAAAACUACAGUGGAGAAGCCAUUACCGGUAUCUUUUGAAUUAUUCAAAUUUGAACGGGGUAAAUGGCAACCUACAGUUUACUCUAUGAAGCGUGGUGAUGCAUGUACUUCCUUUUUUAACAAAGCAGAAGUAUGGUUUCCCUAUUUAGAAAAUACCCCAGCGGAAGAAUUAAAAUGUCCAUUUACUGCAGGUCAAAGAAUAGACUUUGAUAUCAAAAAACCAACUUAUGUGUCACUGCCAAUACGUAAUGGCGAAGGAGAAUACAAAAUCCAUGGUAAAGCUGGAUCUGAAAAUGAUGAUUUAUUUUUUUGUGUCGAUGUUUUUGCAAUGCUUCAUAAAGUGUAAUUAAUAUAAAACAUUAAUAAAUAUUGUACAUUAAAGAAAAACUAUAA
Molecule: messenger RNA, 646 nt
Organism: Lucilia sericata (common green bottle fly)
Lineage: Eukaryota; Metazoa; Arthropoda; Insecta; Diptera; Calliphoridae
Exons: 4
Coding region: 45-599 (184 amino acids)
Source: RefSeq, a predicted model, not a curated record